UUCUUCUUUCUGAAGCAAACGAAAAAAAAACCAUUUCUACGUUGUAGCUGUGACCUUCUGAAAGUAAGGCGAAAAUGAGUCUGGAGAGAUUGCAGAGGAUUUUCUCUGGUGCAAGUGGAAUGGGGCAUCCUCCUCCUGAUUCUCCUCUUCUCGACUCCUCUGAGCAGGUUUACAUUUCCUCUCUUGCCCUCCUCAAGAUGCUCAAGCACGGGAGAGCCGGAGUUCCGAUGGAAGUCAUGGGUUUGAUGCUUGGUGAGUUUGUCGACGAGUACACUGUCCGUGUUGUGGAUGUUUUCGCGAUGCCACAGAGUGGUACUGGUGUUAGUGUUGAGGCGGUUGAUCAUGUCUUCCAAACCAACAUGCUCGAUAUGCUGAAGCAAACUGGCAGACCAGAGAUGGUUGUAGGCUGGUAUCAUUCACAUCCAGGUUUUGGCUGCUGGCUUUCUGGGGUAGACAUAAACACCCAGCAGAGCUUUGAAGCUCUAAAUCAAAGAGCUGUCGCAGUAGUGGUAGAUCCAAUUCAGAGUGUGAAAGGGAAGGUGGUCAUUGAUGCCUUCCGCUUGAUCAACCCACAGACCAUGAUGCUUGGCCAAGAACCUCGCCAGACAACUUCCAACCUUGGGCAUCUAAACAAGCCAUCUAUUCAGGCCUUGAUCCAUGGGUUGAACCGGCAUUACUACUCAAUUGCUAUCAACUAUAGGAAGAAUGAACUUGAGGAAAAAAUGUUACUGAACCUACACAAAAAGAAAUGGACCGAUGGCUUGACAUUACAACGGUUCGAUGUACACUCCAAAACCAAUGAACAGACUGUGCAGGAGAUGCUGAACCUGGCCAUUAAGUACAACAAGGCAGUUCAGGAAGAGGAUGAGCUGCCCCCUGAAAAGCUUGCUAUUGCAAAUGUAGGCAGACAGGAUGCGAAGAAGCACUUGGAAGAGCACGUAUCCAACUUGAUGUCAUCAAAUAUCGUCCAGACUCUAGGGACCAUGCUAGAUACAGUUGUAUUCUAAGAAAGCAGUUCCAUUUCCUGGAUAGCAUGGUGAUUCCUUUUGGAUUUGUGUCCUGAUAUGGCCGCUUGUUGUAUGACCCCAUGAAUCACCAGAGUCGAAGAAAAUCAUUGAUCAAAUGGUACCAGAUUGUUCAGUUUCACCAUGCAAUUCAUUUGUGAAGUGUUCAAACUAGGAGAUUAAGUGAGCUUGUAUUUUUUAGCCCCCAUAUACUCUUCAUCAGGUUCUAGAUUUU
Messenger RNA from Telopea speciosissima, 1239 nucleotides. Its product is annotated as 26S proteasome non-ATPase regulatory subunit 14 homolog. Gene Ontology annotation, molecular function: protein binding; metallopeptidase activity; proteasome binding. The transcript is spliced from 6 exons. Gene Ontology annotation, biological process: protein deubiquitination; proteasome-mediated ubiquitin-dependent protein catabolic process. NCBI's taxonomy places the organism in Eukaryota, Viridiplantae, Streptophyta, Magnoliopsida, Proteales, Proteaceae. Gene Ontology annotation, cellular component: proteasome regulatory particle, lid subcomplex. The coding region runs from base 75 to 1007 and encodes 310 amino acids. The record is from RefSeq and is a predicted model, not a curated record.